Pectinophora gossypiella (pink bollworm) is the source of this 5898-nucleotide messenger RNA. It is a transcript of the gene unc-13-4A, whose product is annotated as BAI1-associated protein 3. The record is from RefSeq and is a predicted model, not a curated record. Bases 1 to 4140 code for a protein of 1379 amino acids. NCBI's taxonomy places the organism in Eukaryota, Metazoa, Arthropoda, Insecta, Lepidoptera, Gelechiidae. The transcript has 26 exons.
AUGAGUUUCCUGUCGUCGCUAGGACAGUACGUCACGAGUGUGGCGGACAGUGUCGCGGGGCUGGCGCUGUCGCCGCGCCGCGCGCCGCCCGCGCGACACCGCUCCGCCGAGGAGUCGCAGGCGCAGCAGCCACAGCCCUCCACAGCUACUAUGCGGGACAAACGACGAUGGUGUCGACGACGUCGUCGACAAGCCGCCACAACGGUCAACGACUUCUUCGACAUGCCUCGGCGACGGCCAACGACGUCGUCGUCAUGCCGCGGUGACGGUCGACGACGUCGUCGACAUGCCGCGGCGCCGGUCAACGACUUCUUCGUCAUGCCGCGGCGAAGGUCGACUACGUCGUCGACAUGCCGCGGCGACGGUCAACAACUUCUUCGUCAUGCCACGGCGAAGGUCGACGACGGCGUCGACAUGCCGCGGCGACGGUCGACGACGUCGUCGACACUAAUUCGGUCGGUCUGGUUUCCCCGCGUAGUGCCGACGGAGGGUGCGUCGGCGCUGAGUGCGCGGCGCCGCACGCUGGACUGCCUCGCCCCCGCCGCCCCUGUGCGCCGUGGGGGCUCUCUGCGCAUGCCCCGCCACCAGCCGCCCCCAGAAAAACCCGCUAUGGCCUUCUGCAAGCGGCGGCUCUCCUGGCCAGAGGUUGACAACUCCGUCAAUUCGGGGGUUCAAGAGACCGAUGGGUCGUACUUCGAGAGCUUUACGGCGCUGUCGUGGCGGCAGGAGAACCGGCGGCUGGCUGCGCUGCGGCUGGCCGAAGCCCGGGCUGAGCGGCCGCCGCCGGCGCCGCAGGAACUCGGUCUACCGAGCGUCUCUGCACACCUGUCCGCUAAGGAACACGACCAUCUUUAUACUGAGGUGCUGUACUGUAUCGAGAACGCAGUAGGCGCUCCAGCCCCAGACGGUCAGUACGCGGCGUACAAGGAAGAAGUAAUUGAGUACGCACGUCGUGCGUUCCGCGUGCCGCCGGACACGCACGCUCGUGCCGUGCACGCCGCGGGCAGCGAGCGCCCGCCUACGGUCGUGCUCGGUGUCGCUGUGCUCGAAGCUGACGGACUCGAGGCCAAAGAUGCUAAUGGAUUCAGUGACCCGUACUGCAUGUUGGGCAUCCAGCCGGCAUCGCUGCCGGCAUCCCCGCGGGCCUCCGAGGACGAGGGUCGCAAGCACGGGUUCCGGCUCAGCUUCAAGCGCCGUGACGGGCGACAGCAGCGCGACAGCCUCGGCCGCCUCCCCGCGCGAUAUAUCCGCGCGACAAGCGUCCGACCACACACACUCUCACCGAAAUGGAACGAGACUUUCAAAUUCGACAUCGACGAUAUAUCGUCGGAUGUGCUGCACCUAGACAUCUGGGACCACGACGACGAGAGCUCGGUGCUGGACGCGGUGUCGCGGCUCAACGAGGUGCGCGGCGUGCGCGGCCUCGGACGAUUCUUCAAGCAGGUGUGCCAGAGCGCAAGACAGGGCAGCCAGGAUGACUUCCUCGGUUGCGUGAACAUCCCACUGCGCGAGAUCCCGUCGACUGGCGUGGAAGCGUGGUACAAGUUGGAGGCGCGCUCGCAGCGGUCGUCGGUGCAGGGACGCAUACGACUGCGGCUGUGGCUGUCGGCUCGUGAGGCCGGCCGACAUGAUGACGACAACUAUCAACAGGUGCGUCAACAUGAGCGCUUGUUCGGCGUGCUGCUAGCUCAUGAGCUGGAGACUGCAGCGUCGCAGGCGGCGGCAGCAGCGGCGGCUGGUGCGGAGGCCGAGAACACCAGCGCCGCGUGGGAGGGCGAGCUGUGCGGCGCCGCGCAGACUCUGCUGCAUCAACACGCUGUGCAGGGGGAUUUGAGCUCAUUACAAGCUGCCAUCGCACGAUUCGCCGCCGCCUGCCGACUUAAUAGCGACGCUCCCGUCGACCCAAAAUACAUGUUCAAACUGCUGACUGAGUUGGAGAAGGCGUGGUGUGCGUGUGAAGCGAUGAGCGGCGGCGGAAGCGGGGACUCAAGCGGCACGGCGUCGCGCGACGAAGAGCGCUGGUUGGCUGAUUGCUUCUGCGAGUUCGUAGAUCGCGCGUUACAUCAGCUGCGCUUGCACCGAGACUUGUAUCCUGUGCUGCAUCACCUAAGCUUGAACAAGUUAGAGUUUCUCCUCCGGUGUCUCAGUCAACUGGCUCAGAUGAAAGCGUUUUGGCGGUGCUGUCCUUUCAAUAAGGAAAUAAGGAGCGAAAUAGUGGGAGCCCUUCGCAAAGGAACAGCGGAGUGGUACGAGGCACUGUGUGCGCAGGAUACGGAGUCGGAGCGCGGGGAGGACCUGGUGAACCUCAUCACGCUGGUACAGAUUGACCUGCAACAGGGACUCACAUACUACCACCCGCUCUUCGAAACGACCAACAACGUGCCGUAUUUUCACGUAGUGUUCAUGCAAAUAGACAAAAUGGUAUCAGAGGAUGUGCGGCAGUGUGUCGACCACUGGGUGAAUGAAGGCUGGUGUGGAGUUGCUGAAGAAGAGAUCUAUGAUGAACAAGGCAACGGAGUAUGCGUGGUGUCCGCAAAGACCUUGCCGUUCGAGGUGCUGGCGGCGGUUCGCGAGUUGUGCGCGGCAGCUGCACCCGCGCCUUCUAAUCCUCAUGAGCCUCCCGCGCAUCUAUUCAGCGCGUACAUGUGGUUCGAGCCGCUCAUCGAUCGCUGGCUGGCAGUUACGAAGACCAUGGCCCUGCAGCGAGUCCGCGCGGCCGUCGAACUUGACCGGUCGGUGGAGGGGGAGCAUCUUGUUAAACACAGCACCUCUUCGGUAGACACGGCGGCAUGCCUGUACCACAUGCGGCUUGUGUGGCGUGCGAUAGGCGGCGCGGAGGAGGGGACGGUAGGGGGAGGACUGCGACUCCUGGAGGCGGCCUGUGCCACCGCCCUGCACUACGCUGAUUUGGUCCACGGCGCACUCGCCGACCAAGGAUACUACGAAAAUCACGGCCAAAACAAGACGACGGAGGAGAUAUGCACGAUCGUAAAUAACUUGGAGUACGUGCGUCGUUCGCUAGCCGAGUACGACGACGAACACAUAGAGACGUAUAGGUUGAUGAUGACGAUACAGGAGCAUGUAUCUGUACGUAGUGGCAAUGACGACAACGCCCGUCAAUUGGUGCGCGGUGCCCUUGGGACGCUGGACGCCCGCGCCGCCCGCGCUGCCAACCCUCUAGCGGCCCGGGCGCGACCACCACUCCGGAAGGCAGUGUUCCACCUGGCUUGGUCACCAGAUACCCUGCCUUGCCCUCAGGCCAUAACUCCUCUGUUGGAGUUCCUAGAUCACCACUUGUCGCAACUAAAUACUUGGUUGCUCCCUCGCGCAUUCACUCGUGCUUUGGCCGGUUGCUGGAGCGCUGUGUUGAAGGAAGUCUCCACACAAGCAGACGCUGGUGGCGCUGAACGCCCGAGAGUCUACCACCACCGGCUAAGAGAGGCUCUGGAUUUACUGGCAGAGUUCUUCCAUGCCGAAGGAAAAGGUCUUCCAAUGUCAGAGGUUCACAACGCAGAAUGGGCGCGCCUGGAACAACGCAUGCAGUAUCACCAAGCUCCUACUGAAGAACUACUGGAGCUCUGGUUGGCUGACAGACUUGCAGACCAAAUCCGCACACCGUUGCCGUCUGCGUACGGAUCCAUUUUAGUGAGGGUGUAUUUCAACCACGAUUCGCUGUGUGUGGAGGUACUGUCGGCUCGUGACGUCAUUCCUCUGGACCCCAAUGGGCUGAGCGAUCCGUUCGUAGUACUAGAACUGCUGCCCAAACGUCUUUUCCCAAAAGCUCACGAACAGCAGACUAAUGUUCAGAAGAAAACUUUGAAUCCUGUGUGGGAUGAGUGCUUCGAGUUCGCGGUAUCACUGGAGUCGUGCCGGUCGCCGCAGGCGGCGCUAGCGCUGUCGGUGUGGGACCGGGACGUGCUCACGGCUGAUGACUUCGCCGGUGAGGCGUUUGUGGCCCUCUCCCGCAUCCCGGGGGUCAACAGUCACGCACCCCCGGAUCCACUGCGCCCUCUCGAAUUGCCGCUUAUGCAGCUGCACGAUCGCAAUCACCCCAUCUUACAGAUACUAGAGUCUCGUACAACGGACAAACUAGCUGUGGAUUUCGUCAAAAAACAAAAGUUAAGAUUUGCUGAACAGUAAAUAUUACUUUGUUUAUCUAACUUCAUAUCAGUUUUGAAAAUUGAUUACCUAUAUUAUUUACAUUUACGCACAACGUCCAUCAAAUGUCGACAAUAUUAAACAAAAUAUAUUUUAAAAAGAAAAGAAUUUCAUAUUUAUAAAAUCAAAAUUUAGUUAUUUACUUAUAUUGAUAUAUUUAUUGUUAUGUAUAUAAGCAUUUAUUGUAUUAAGAAAGUCACUUACAGUAUUAUUGUAUAAAAUACUACAAGACUGUGUAAUUCAUCUAUUCAUGAGAGAAACGUUUAUUGUGAGUCUUCAAAUUUUAUAUGUGUAUAGAUAGUGCACCCUCGGAGCUUAUGUCCCUAGUCGUUAGUCUCUCUUAGAAGUUCCCGACCAAGUACUUUAAGGUUCGAUAUAAACCAUUAAUUCAAUUGACAUAGGUAUCAACCUCCAGUACUGUAUACGUAUCCUUGCCAAAUCCGCGCAACAAGUGUAUAUGGCAGAAGUCUACACAAACGAAGCGCCGCACUUUCAGUGUCUAUAUGUAGCUGCAUGCAUCAUAUGUAAAUAGAUACCUACCAGUUUUUACCAAGUACUAUUUUGUUUGUACCUUUUGUAUAUCCAAUUUUAUAUAAUGCACUCCGCUUUAUGGACACUUUAUGUAUUGUUUUAUAACUGACUUUACUGCUCAAUGCACUUUACAUUUGAUAACAUAUUUAUUGCAACUGUACUCGCUUUAAAUGGAAAUAAAAUUAUAAAUCACUUGUAUUUUCUACCGAUGUUGUAAUGAAACGAGCUUUUUACCUCUUUACUGUCCAUCAUACUAAACCUUUGUCUUUGACGACUGAUUUUCAUCGUUAGUUUAAUAAAUGUAAAAAUUUUAUAACUUUAUGUGAAAUGUUCAUUGUGUAUACAAAUGUAUUACUACUUUAUAGAGGAACAUAUUGUAUUGAUGUUUAUUAGCGAAUGACUUUAUCGAAUCCAAUAUUAUGGUGUAACAAUUAGCAUACAGUGUCUAACAUAAUCUUACGUUAAAACCAUGGAAAGCUCAUAAUAUAAACGUACCUAACUGGAAAGUGUUAUUUAAUAUCGUGAACAACAGUAGAUAUACUUAUACAUUAAGAUUUAUAUCGUCUGUGUACCACUGCUGAGUGUCUCCUGUCGAUACGAGGAAAAGAAUGGAUCCAUAUCUAAGUCAAACCUAAUCAUAUCGCGGAGCUUUUAACUAUAUCAACUUACCUUCAUAAGAUUUGCUACAACAAAUUAUGAAAUCAAAGUUUUUGAAUCUUGGUAAUACGAACAAGACCAUUCCAAAAGUCAAUUAAAAUUAAGCUAUUUACAAAAAAGUUCUUUUACAUUUUGGAAUUAUAGAGAAUAUUUUUAUUGCUGAUCGCUUUUGGUGAUUAAAACAUUUUUUUAUACAAAAAUAACUUUUUAUACGUACUUAAAUAAAGUAUUGAAUGUUAAUUCGAUCCAGAGCCGCAUUUGUCACAUGAAUAAAUAUUUCCUUGUGAGAACAAUUACAGAGAUUGUUUAGAAACGUUAGAAAAACGAAGAGGAAGGUCCUCGAACGGGAGGGAAAAUAAAAUACUUGAAAAAAAAAAUACAUACAUAACCAUAUUCUGUAAGUACUUAUAAGAUGUGUGUGAUAUUAUGCAGAAUUCAAGUCUAUGUUAUAAAUUCUCUGCUAGAGCUCAAGAAGCUGAAUAUGGAUGUCUUAUUUACUUACCUACUUUACUGCGGUGUAUGUAACAUUGUCACAUUAUUGACAGUUGUGUU